Molecule: messenger RNA, 1614 nt
Organism: Penicillium verhagenii
Lineage: Eukaryota; Fungi; Ascomycota; Eurotiomycetes; Eurotiales; Aspergillaceae
Exons: 7
Coding region: 1-1614 (537 amino acids)
Biological process (GO): transmembrane transport; carbohydrate transport
Cellular component (GO): membrane
Molecular function (GO): carbohydrate:proton symporter activity
Source: RefSeq, a predicted model, not a curated record
AUGACCAAUGCCUCUGGGAUGGACGGUGCGCCGGUGGGUGCGCCGGCAGGGUCUCCGGACGGGACUUAUGACUCGAUCAACAUCCCUGUGAAGGAUGCUGUCAAGUUAUACAAGAAGGCCAUUCUCUGGUCUCUUGCUAUAUCCCUAGGCCCUAUCAUGGAGGGCUACGAUGUUAUUUUACUUGGAAGCUUCUUUGGGCUGGGUGAAUUUGCAGACAAAUAUGGAAGCCCUGGUAUAGGUGGCACGAAAGUGAUCACGGCGGCAUGGCAAUCCGGUAUAAGUUGUGGAGGCUUGGCUGGUUGUAUAAUCGGUCUCACACUUAACAGCAUGCUUGCCGAGCGACUUGGUUAUAAAAACACCCUCAUUGGAUCUUUGGUAUUGAUGUGUGCCUUUAUUUGCGUGACAUUCUUUGCGCAAAAUAUCGAAACUAUCGCAGCGGGUGCGGUUCUCAUCGGAAUUCCUUGGGGCGUAUUUCAAACUCUUCCACUUACCUAUAUCGCCGAAGUCAUCCCCAUCUCUCUCCGCGGCUACAUGACGACCAGCAUCAAUCUCUGUCUCGUAACGGGCCAGUUAAUCGCAGCUGGCGUUAUCCGGGCAUUUUCCACUCGAACUGACCAAUGGUCCUACCGGCUGCCAUUAGGCCUUCAAUGGGCAUGGCCUCUACCUAUCAUUAUUUUCACGAUUUUCGCACCCGAAUCACCAUGGUGGUUGGUACGCCGUGGGCGUGUGGAAGAUGCAAAGAGAUCAAUCCGUCGAUUGACAUCUCCCAACUGUGGCAUUCCAAUUGACAUUGAUCGAGAAAUCUCAAUCAUUCAGGCCACUAAUGAACAGGAAAUAAUUCUGUCAAAUAAUGCCGGAAGUUUGGUAGAUUGCUUUAAGGGAGUCAACAUUCGUCGAACUGAAAUCGUGAUCAUGGCCUGGAUUAUCCAGACUAUUUCUGGUUUUGGUCUCGUGGCGUACGCUGUAGUCUUCUUGGAGCGUGCAGGCAUCAGUCAAACUGAUAGCUUCUCUUUCAAUAUUGGUAUUUUCGGUCUUGGUUGGAUUGGUACAGUUGGUUCUUGGUUCUUCUUGGACUGGAUCGGACGUCGCACUCUCUACCUCGCUGGACUUGCAGGAAUGUUCGCUUGUUUGGUCGUGAUUGGUGCCUUGGGAACUGUAAAUCAAGGAACUGGUGUUAGCUGGGCCAUUGGAUGCCUCCUCCUUGUGCUGGCCUUCAUAUAUGAUAUUACAGUUGGCCCAGUUUGCUUCGCCAUCGUCUCAGAGAUCCCUUCUACUCGCCUGAAGAUCAUGUCUAUGGGACUUGCGCGAAACGCUUACAACUUGUUCUUUAUCAUCACCAAUAUCCUGGUCCCCAAGAUGAUCAGUGCUGAGGCGUGGAAUUGGGGUGCAAAGUCAGGCUUCUUUUGGGCUGGAUCUUGUUUGAUUUUGAUUACUUGGACAUAUUUCCGUCUCCCUGAGACUGCCGGAAGAUCAUUUGCAGAGAUCGAUCUCCUCUUUGAGCAUCAGGUUCCAGCUCGGGACUUUGCGAAAACAGAUACCAGCCAGUUCGAAUUCGAGUUGCAUGACAUUAAGAAAGAGAAUGAUCCUACAGAGGAGCAAGUUGAGCGUGUUUGA